Molecule: messenger RNA, 1528 nt
Organism: Daldinia caldariorum
Lineage: Eukaryota; Fungi; Ascomycota; Sordariomycetes; Xylariales; Hypoxylaceae
Product: NAD(P)-binding protein
Exons: 3
Coding region: 244-1311 (355 amino acids)
Cellular component (GO): mitochondrial outer membrane; lipid droplet; endoplasmic reticulum membrane
Molecular function (GO): 3-beta-hydroxysteroid 3-dehydrogenase (NADP+) activity
Source: RefSeq, a predicted model, not a curated record
CUGGACAUUCCCUUGCAGCUUGGCAGCCUUAUGAAUCUAUUUAGUUCACCUAUCGGAUCUCAUAGCAGGUAUGUGUUCACAUGCAGGGUACAAUCCAGAGCGGCGCCAACUGUGGUGGUAUGGCAACGGUUUUUAAGUAACUUUGGGUGAAUCGCAUAAUCAUAAGAUCAAAUAGCUCAAUAUCCUACACUCUAAUCACUCCUCUUUUACUUGAUGAUCAUUGAUAAAUAGGUCAUCAUAGCAAUGUCUCACAACAGAGGUACAAUCUUAGUGACCGGAGCGACCGGCGGACUUGGUUGUGCAAUCGCAUCCCGGAUUGCCUCCAGCCGUGAAUUUGGAGCUUAUCACGGUAUUUUCACCGUGCGGGACACCAAGACUGCGACCGCGCUUCAUGCUGCCUUGAAGUCCGCGAAGCAAACGCCGAUGUCGUCGCAUCUGCAUGAAGAUAUAAAGAUAUCAUUGGACCUUUCGCGACUUGAUAGGGUGCGCGAGGCUGCUGCACAUAUUAAUGGGCUUGUCGAGGCCGGAAGUAUUCCCCCCCUGGCUGCAAUCAUUCUCAACGCCGGCUACGAAGAAUUUGGUGAACAGACAUGGACAGACGACGGAUUGGACACGUCUUUCGUCGUAAAUUAUCUUGGCCAUUGGCUUCUAACGCUCUUGAUUCUUCGGAGUAUGGAUCGGGAGAAGGGUAGAAUUGUUUGGAUUAGUAGCUGGGCUCAGAAUCCUGAAGAUAGACGCAAUGUCAUGAAUAGGUCAUUCCGUGACGACAAAUACAAGACUAUGGUCGACACAGACCUUGAGCCGCUUGCGAAGGGCACUUGGAGUCCAAAUAAAAAUGGUGAGUCCAUAUGGAAAGCUGGCUAUCGUCGUUAUGGUGCAUCCAAGGUAUGCGGCGUUGCCAUGAUCCAUGAACUUCAGAAAAGACUUGAUCAGGACCCGAGGCUGAGUAAGAUUUCUGUCCUGGCUAUAGAUCCUGCUGCAAUGGCCACUGGAAUUGUUCGUCACACCUCGUGGCUAGUCCGAGUGUUAGUAUUCCGGAUAUUUGCAGGUGUGUUGGCUCCUUUUUUGGUACGCAUACACCCCAACGGUACUUGGCGUACACCACAGAAGUCUGCUCGCGAUGUUCUUGCAGUCGCCUUAGACAAUGGUCCGCCGCCACUGUCCGAGCGACCCAAGGGGCUCUACUUCAAUGGCUCGGAGCUUGGGGAUUAUAGUUCGGAGGCAAAGGAUCUCAGUAAGGGUCAAGUGAUAUGGGAAGGUAGUGUCCGUUUUUCACAGUUGAAGGAAAAUGAAACAAUUCUUCAGAUUUAGCAGUGCUGAGGUAUCCACCCCUAUUCUCCCCUCAACCCCUUUUCAGCUAGUAUUAUAAUCGGAAUAUCCAUCUAUUCCUGAUUUUAAAUCUUGCUACCAAGGGGUUUUAUUCAUAUCUGGUUUGGAAAACGACUUGAAUGGCCACGUUAUUGUCAGACCUUUUUUUUCGGUUGAUCUUAAGCACAAGCCAUAUUUAACGGAGAAGCUAUUAAACACC